UUUGUUUUAAUUUUUUUGGGUUUUAACCUUAUUUUAUUUUUCGUUUUUUUUCUUAAUUUACUUAUAGAUAUUAGAAUAUAAUGACUGAAAUAAACAAAAUAAAUAGUGAUGAAUUUGAACUUUAUGACAGACAAAUUCGUUUAUGGGGAUUGGAUGCCCAAAAUAGACUUCGUCAAUCUUCAGUUAUAAUUGUUGGAAUGACUGGGUUGGGUGCUGAACUCGCAAAGAAUUUGAUGCUUUCUGGAUUGAGAUCGCUUACUUUAAUGGAUGACAAGAAUAUUUCUGAUGCCGAUAAACAUUCACAAUUUUUAAUUUCUCCAGAUGACCGCGGAAAUCGUGCCCAAGCAUCUAUUGAACGUUUAAAACAAUUAAAUCCGAUGGUUCAAGUUAAUGUUGAAAAUGGCUCUAUUUCAAGCAAAUCAGAGGAUUUUUUCAAAAAUUUUGAUUUGGUUAUUCUUGUUGAUCAAAACUUUGAUAUUACCAAUAAAAUUGACAAAAUUUGCCGUAAAUAUAAAAUUCGGUUCCAAGCUGGCGGUGUUUUUGGUUGGAUUGGUUAUGGAUUUUUUGAUUUUAAUGAUCAUGUUUUUCUUGUUCCAAAACCAAAGGAAGCACAAAUUAUUCAAAGUAUUUUGGAUGAUGUUGAUGAGAGAAUUGAAGAUAUUUCUGAAUCAAAAAAGCUUAGAACUGAAGAUGGAAAUAUUCAAACAUUUACUUUAGAGGAUGAAGAUGCAAAAAUUAAAAAGGUUAGAAAUUUGGACUUGAACGAGAUUUUUUGUGUCGAUUGCUUUAAAUUAUAUGUAUAUCAACUGAUAGCUUUAACAUAA
This is a messenger RNA of Meloidogyne enterolobii, 824 nucleotides long. The record is from the annotation of a GenBank genome assembly. Lineage: Eukaryota; Metazoa; Nematoda; Chromadorea; Rhabditida; Meloidogynidae.